AGUAAUCAGACAGACAGAGAGUUGUUUAACAUAUGUGCAUAACAGCUUCUACUAUAUAGGUUGUCUGUCUAUAGCGCUGACUGUGAGAACCCACAGGUGACCAUGUGUAAUAAGGGAGACCAGCACUACUAUAAUGUCAUAAUAUAUAACAGUAUAUAAUAUAUAGAUUCUAUAUGUUGUGUGUCUUUAGGGCUGACUGUGAGAACCCUCAGGUGACCGUGUGUAAUAAGGGAGACCAGCACUAUCGCAGUUCCCCUAGCAACCAGUCGUCGUCUAGUGACCCGGGACCCUGUGGAAGUGGAACCUGGUCUCAACCGCCUGGAUACAACGGGUGUCCGUCCUCGGUCCUCCAUGAGUGCUCCAGAGAGCUACAGGGGGGAGACAGAGAGGGGUACAGGGACACCCUCAGAGAGCCCACCCUUGAGAGUACACGGUUGGCAGAGGCCAAGUGGCACAUCCCCUCCACCAAGAUCCUCAACUCUCGGAAACAAAGGGAUGGGGGCAAGGAGUCACCCAACAAGCAGAACCGGGGGGGAGAAAAGACAUCAAGUCACUCCAGCUGUAACACCCUCUCCUCCAACGCCUCCUCCAAUAACAGUGAUGAUAAGCACUUUGGCUCUGGAGAUCUGAUGGAUCCUGAGAUCCUGGGGUUGACGUACAUUAAAGGAGCCUCAACAGACAGCGGGAUCGACACCAACCUCUGUAUGGGGCCUGGGGGGAGGUUACUAAUGCAGGGGGGUUGUGGGGGUGAGGGGGGACACCCCAAGGAGGGCUGUGAAGGAGAGGAUCAUGGGAAACUGUACCUGCCGCAAGGAUAUGCGUCAGCGAUCAUGACUGGUCAAUUGACAGAGGGAAGCAUUGGGGACCUGAGUGAGAUCUCGUCACAUUCACACUCCUCCCACUCCAGUGGGUCCCACCACAGUGGCAGUCCCCUGGCGCGGGGAGCCCGGUACUGUGUAUCAGCUGACUCCUCCCGGGUCUACACCUUCCCUCAGACCAGCUCAGGGGCAGGUCCUGGGCCAGGGGCAGGGCUAGAAGCCAGUGGACAGACACGCCCACUUCCUGGUUCCAAACACCUGAAGAAGACUGAAGACUCGCCCACUAACGAAGAGCCUAAACUGUCAGAGUGUGGAGGAGCAGAGGGCUUGUUAUCUUUCCUCCUUAAAACGCUGUCUGAGCGCUCCAGGCAAUUGUACCUCCAGGAGGCAGCGUGUCACCAGGCAGCAGAGAGGGAGAGAGAGGCCAAGGCCCUGGAGAAGCUGUCUAAAGAAGAGUAUCUAAAGAUGAUGCUGGAGGAGAGUGGCCCAGGGGAGGACGGACGCAGGAAGAUGUCUGCGACGGGCAGCCUAUCACCACGGCGCUCCCUGUACCGUACCCUAUCAGACGAGAGUGUGUGUAGCAGCAACAGGAGGGGCUCGUCCUACGCCUCCUCCCAUAGUUCCAUGCUGGACCAGGCGCUGCCCAAUGACAUCCUGUUCUCCACCACGCCACCGUAUCACGCCACCCUGCCACCGCGCAUGCCGGGACAGGGGGGAGCUAACCUCAGGAAUGAGUUCUGGUUCUCUGACGGCUCGCUGGCUGACAGGUCAAAGUUCAACGACCCUGGUCUCAUGCCCCUUCCUGACCCCGCCUCCGGACUCGACUGGUCACACCUGGUGGACGCUGCACGCACUUUUGAAGACCAGCGGGUGGCGUCUUUCUGCACCAUGACAGACAUGCAGAGGGCCGAGGCACUCCACAUCUCACAGGAACUGACCAGACGCGUUGCUGCAGCUGAGGGGGCCGCCCUGGAGGCAGGGAACAGCUCUCCCUCCACUCUGACUGGUAAAGUCAACCAACUGGAGGUGAUCCUGACUCAACUCCAGUAUGACCUCAGAAAGGAGAAGGAGGACAAGGUGUUGCUGCAGGUAGAGGUGCAGCACCUGAGACAAGACAACAUGAGACUACAGGAGGAGAGUCAGACAUCAGCCGCUCAACUCAGGAAGUUUACUGAAUGGUUCUUCCACACUAUCGACAAGAAGCCCUGAAACUGGAGGGCUAAUGCCCCUGGGAACAAGGACACGUUACUACCCCAGGGGGCAACAGAACCCUGACCACUACUGCCAUACUACUGCACUGAGAGAUACCUACUGCCCAAGGAGCAAUGGAACCCUCUACUGCCCUUGGGGGGCAACUAGACUUCUCGAAUGCCACAUGGACAGACAAUUUCUACAAGCUCAUGCUCAAGGCCCCAGGGAUAAAACAUAACUAUUCAAGGAAACCCUGUGCUGUGUGGGGGAGUCUGUUCUGGGGAACCCCUCUUUCUCUGUCCUGGGGAACCCCUCUUUCUCUGUCCCCUGGGGAACCCCUCUUUCUCUGUCCCCUGGGGAACCCCUCUUUCUCUGUCCCCUGGGGAACCCCUCUUUCUCUGUCCCCUGGGGAACCCCUCUUUCUCUGUCCCCUGGGGAACCCCUCUGUCCUGGGGAACGCCUCUUUCUCUGUCCCCUGGGGAACCCCUCUUUCUCUGUACCCUGGGGAACCCCUCUGUUCUGGGGAACCUUUCAUGAGGAUUCAACUUAAUAUCUGCUAUCUGCACCAGGAAUCAACAGGACCUGCUAUCUGCACCAACCAUGUGGCAGACCUGGACUGUAAAGGCACAGUGGGAUAAAAAUAACAAAUAAAUAAUGAAUGUAGCUCAACUGACCUGAGAAGUAUUUUUUACUGUCUGUUUCCUCAACGUUCCUAAAGCCACAAACACUUAGAAGCCAACCUGACGUUAGAUCCAAACACUUAGAAGCCAACCUGACGUUUGAUCCAAACACUUAGAAGCCAACCUGAUGUUUGAUCCAAACACUUAGAAGCCAACCUGACGUUAGAUCCAAACACUUAGAAGCCAACCUGAUGUUUGAUCCAAACACUUAGAAGCCAACCUGAUGUUUGAUCCAAACACUUAGAAGCCAACCUGACGUUAGAUCCAAACACUUAGAAGCCAACCUGACAUUAGAUCCAAACACUUAGAAGCCAACCAGACGUUUGAUCCAAACACUUAGAAGCCAACCUGAUGUUUGAUCCAAACACUUAGAAGCCAACCUGACGUUAGAUCCAAACACUUAGAAGCCAACCUGAUGUUUGAUCCAAACACUUAGAAGCCAACCUGAUGUUUGAUCCAAACACUUAGAAGCCAUCCUGACGUUAGAUCCAAACACUUAGAAGCCAACCUGACGUUUGAUCCAAACACUUAGAAGCCAACCUGACGUUUAUUCCAAAAACUUAGAAGCCAACCUGACGUUAGAUCCAAACACUUAGAAGCCAACCUGAUGUUUGAUCCAAGCACUUAGAAGCCAACCUGACGUUUGAUCCAAACACUUAGAAGCCAACCUGACGUUAGAUCCAAACACUUGGAAGCCAACCUGACAUUUGAUCCAAACACUUAGAAGCCAACCUGACGUUAGAUCCAAACACUUAGAAGCCAACCUGACGUUAGAUCCAAACACUUAGAAGCCAACCUGACGUUUGAUCCAAACACUUAGAAGCCAACCUGACGUUUGAUCCAAGCACUUAGAAGCCAACCUGACGUUUGAUCCAAGCACUUAGAAGCCAACCUGACGUUUGAUCCAAACACUUAGAAGCCAACCUGACGUUUGAUCCAAGCACUUAGAAGCCAACCUGACGUUUGAUCCAAGCACUUAGAAGCCAACCUGACGCUUGAUCCAAACACUUAGAAGCCAACCUGACGUUUGAUCCAAACACUUAGAAGCCAACCUGAUGUUUGAUCCAAGCACUUAGAAGCCAACCUGACGUUUGAUCCAAACACUUAGAAGCCAACCUGAUGUUUGAUCCAAACACUUAGAAGCCAACCUGAUGUUUGAUCCAAACACUUAGAAGCCAACCUGAUGUUUGAUCCAAACACUUAGAAGCCAACCUGACGUUUGAUCCAAACACUUAGAAGCCAACCUGACGUUAGAUCCAAACACUUAGAAGCCAACCUGACGUUUGAUCCAAACACUUAGAAGCCAACCUGAUGUUUGAUCCAAACACUGAUUUUAAAUACUUUUGUUUAAUCUUUCUGUUCUUCCCUGUUGUAAUAUAGAAUCGCAAAGGGGCGGUUGAUUAAAAGGUGCUCCCAAAGGGGUGGUAGGGUUGAUUAGGCUCCUCCUCUCACGUGUUGUAGCUGUCGAAUGAAAACCUCUUAUCUCCACAACAGAACAUUUUCAGGAAAUGGGGAAAAACUGCCAUAUUUUACUAUACCAUUUUACCGAAACCUACAUAGUUUUAAAAAACGAAUAUUUGUUCUUGUCCUAGAGUCAUGAAGUGUUCCGAGUACAUUGCGGGGAGUUAGUGCUUUCAAUUUCUGUAAACAAAUAAAUACUAAAUGGUCAAAUUACAAAAAAUUGAGUUACAAGGUUUUCAUUCGACAGCAUUUGUAAAACCUAUCUCUCACUUGUCUGUAGAUAUUCCGCUGUCACCACGUCUUAGCAAUAACAAAGUAGUUGUUAUUAUAAAAGUGUGUUUUUAAAAGUUAGCAGCACAAACGUAAGCAGCUCCUGAGGGGAGAACGACGGUUCUAUUUGACAUGUAUCGAUAUCCUACAAGAGACUGUGGGUCUAUAUAGGUGUAGAAUAGUAUGGGUCCUUUCUCGUUGCUUUCGUUGUUACUACUCUUGCCUUGUCCAUGGAUCGCUCAGCUGAUACACAAACCUGGACUGCAUACCACAAGGCACACUAUUCCCUACAUAGUGCACUACUUUGGUCAAGAUUUGGUCAAAAGUAGUGCACUAUACUUUAGGAAUAGGGUGCCAUUUGUGAAGCAAACCCUAAUGCGUUAUAAUCACAGUAGCAAUCUGGGCCCAUAGGGCUCUGGUCUAUAGUAGUGCACUAUGUAGGGAAUAGGGUGCCAUAGGGCUCUGGUUUAAAGUAGUGCACUAUAUAGGGUGCCAUGUAGGAUAUAGCCAAUCACACUCACAAUGUCAAAAUGUCUCUCUCUGUACAUACGCUCCUCUACUGAAGUGUCUUGUUGUAUUUCAUAUUUAUAGAAACUGAUUUCACCUGAAGUUGUUUGUUUGAUUAAUUAAGCAUCAUAUCAUAUUCCUCGUUCAGCACUAGGUUGGGAAAAAACUAUGUUUAUGUUGUAAAGUAUGUGUGAAGCUUCAUUUACAGGGCAGAAAUAUAUUAAAAUAUACAACUGAUUAUUCUUGUUGACUGUGUCCCAGAGCUCUGGUCUAAAGUAGUGCACUACAUAGGGUGCCAUUUGGGGACUCAUGUUUGUUUUGUUUUGGAGAUGAUUCCAACAUUUGGAUGCUGCUAGAUAAUCCGUCUGUUGGUUUGUUGCUUUUACAGGAUAAUAAUGUCUUUCUACGUUUAACUGUUUCAGCUCACAUCAGAUGUGAUAGGUUGCUUUGGUUUUCUAAAUAAAUGUAGUAUGAAAAUAA
Molecule: messenger RNA, 5407 nt
Organism: Salvelinus fontinalis (brook trout)
Lineage: Eukaryota; Metazoa; Chordata; Actinopteri; Salmoniformes; Salmonidae
Product: signal-induced proliferation-associated 1-like protein 2
Exons: 12
Coding region: 174-2027 (617 amino acids)
Source: RefSeq, a predicted model, not a curated record